Molecule: messenger RNA, 1476 nt
Organism: Galeopterus variegatus (Sunda flying lemur)
Lineage: Eukaryota; Metazoa; Chordata; Mammalia; Dermoptera; Cynocephalidae
Gene: STX17
Product: syntaxin 17
Exons: 7
Coding region: 60-965 (301 amino acids)
Biological process (GO): vesicle fusion; exocytosis; intracellular protein transport
Cellular component (GO): plasma membrane; endomembrane system; autophagosome membrane
Molecular function (GO): SNAP receptor activity; SNARE binding
Source: RefSeq, a predicted model, not a curated record
UUCUGUAUGAGUGGAGAAGACAGUUGUCAGAAGUGGAAGUGACACAACGUAUUUUUAGGAUGUCUGAAGAUGAAGAAAAAGUGAAAUUACGCCGUCUUGAACCAGCUAUCCAGAAAUUUAUUAAGAUAGUAAUCCCAACAGACCUGGAGAGGUUAAGAAAGCACCAGAUAAAUAUUGAGAAGUAUCAAAGGUGCAGCAUCUGGGACAAAUUGCAUGAAGAGCAUAUCAAUGCAGGACGUACAGUUCAGCAACUCCGCUCCAAUAUCCGAGAAAUGGAAAAGCUUUGUUUGAAAGUCCGAAGGGAUGACCUGGUACUUCUGAAGAGAAUGAUAGAUCCUGUUAAAGAAGAAGCAUCAGCAGCAACAGCAGAAUUUCUCCAACUCCAUUUGGAAUCUGUAGAAGUACUUAAGAAACAAUUUAAUGAUGAAGAAACUUUAUUACAGCCUUUAACCAGAUCCAUGACUGUUGGUGGAACAUUUCACACUACUGAAGCUGAAGCUAGUUCUCAGGGUCUGACACAGAUAUAUGCAUUGCCUGAUAUUCCUCGAGAUCAAAAUGCUGCAGAAUCAUGGGAAACCUUAGAAGCGGACUUAAUUGAACUUAGCCAACUGGUCACUGAUUUCUCUGUCCUGGUGAAUUCUCAGCAGGAGAAGAUUGACAGCAUUGCAGACCAUGUCAACAGUGCUGCUGUGAAUGUUGAAGAGGGAACCAAAAACUUGGGCAAGGCUGCAAAAUACAAGCUGGCAGCUCUGCCUGUGGCAGGUGCACUCAUCGGAGGAAUGGUGGGGGGUCCGAUUGGCCUCCUUGCAGGCUUCAAAGUGGCAGGAAUUGCAGCUGCACUUGGUGGUGGGGUGUUAGGCUUCACAGGUGGAAAAUUGAUACAAAGAAAGAAACAGAAAAUGAUGGAGAAGCUCACUUCCAGCUGUCCAGAUCUUCCCAGCCAAACUGACAAAAAAUGCAGUUAAGAAUCAAACUUUGGUAUUAUUGGUGCCAACAUGUCUAUCCUUAUGAGGACCUUUGCUGCUGUUGGACACUCAAUCAGCUUUUGGAACACAAAAAUAUUGAGAUAGUGGCUGUAGAUGCUCAAGUGGGAUUGAUAAGUGGAUUUAUUUUGUUGUUUGCUGGGGUGUUAAUGGAGAUUUUAGAGAUUGAGGACCAUGGGCUAAAGGCAUAUAAUGUCUGUCAGGUAAAGUUUAAAGACUGCCAAAGAGCAAAUUUUCUGCCUGGAAAUUGAAAACUGAACCUGUAACUCUGAUAAGGACCUAAGAUAUGCAGAAAUGUUGGGUUAUAGAAGAAAAGUUUCUUCCCUAACCCUGAAUUGGAGACCUUAAGGCUAGGUGUAUUUAAAGACUAUUUAGGCCCAUUAGCAAGGAAAAGAAUGGGAAGUUCAGGAGCCUUUCUUAUCAGAUAGGGAAAUCAGGACCUAGUGAGGUGCACAGGUAACUACAUAAUGGAGUCCACUUGGUGAAAAAUAUU